Molecule: messenger RNA, 3831 nt
Organism: Musca vetustissima
Lineage: Eukaryota; Metazoa; Arthropoda; Insecta; Diptera; Muscidae
Product: centrosome-associated protein Alms1a-like
Exons: 6
Coding region: 1-3831 (1276 amino acids)
Source: RefSeq, a predicted model, not a curated record
AUGGAACGUCGCCUGCCCAGAACACCACGAAUAAACGAUACAAUUGAGGAAUAUUAUGAAAAAUUUGGUAAAUAUCGAAAUUUGGAAAAAUUCCUACGCAUAAAUUCACCGGCGGGUAGCGAGGCAAUAUCAUCGAACAGUAGCUGUGAAGUAUUGGCGGCGAAAAUGGCAGCUAACAACCCACUGGGUGCCAGCAGCAGUUGUUGUAAAAGUAUGCCCAAUAUACACGAAAACGAGAAGGUACAGUUUUGUGGUGGUGGUGGCACCCUAAAGGAUAUUCUGGUGGAUAUUAAUAUCGAAUUGGAGGAUGAUGCCGUAAAGAUAUUUAGCAACUCUAGUGAAAAUCUUCAUACACCAAAAAAGGCCGGAAAUGGCGUGGCCAUACAAGAAGUUAAAACACCCGACUCCAUUGCAAAGACUCAUCGACGAUUGGAAUGGGAUUCAUUGGGGGAUAUUGGCUAUAAAAAAUCCAUGUCCACAAGUAAUAUAAGUGUGCUGGAGAGAUCAUUGCUAAAAGAGUUCUUUAAGGAGAGCAGUGUCACAUCGGAACCAGCAACUACUAAGUUGCAUGACGAACAAAAGAUAUUGGAAGAGAAACCACAAUCGAAGAAGUUGGAAAAUAAACAAUUGGAAAAUAUGAAAAGCAAUGCCAUGGAACAUGCUACCCCUCCUUUGGCUUGCAGUACAUUGGUUGAGGGUCUUUCGGCCAACGUGAAAAGCCGUGGUGGAGCCAGACCAAAAAUGCUGACAAAAAGUACAUCAUCAACAUCACUGCAAGAGAAAUUUGAAAAAUAUGCUCAAACCUCGAUGGUAAAGCCAGCACCAAGUCGUGAAACUCAAUCUCAAGAAAUUCAAGUAUCCCUCUCCUCAUCGACUUCGGUAAUUGAGGGUACAGCGACGCCUUCAAGUUUUGAAUAUUACUCAUCAAGAUCAUCUAAAUCCCGAUCAUCUAUAUCAUCGGUGGCUGCCGGAACGUCAAGUAAUUUGUCAAAUGCCUGUAUACCACCAUCAUCAGUAUCGGCUCAACAUCCAUUUAUAACAAGUAUUACAGAUUUGUUGAGGAAAAGAAAGGCAUUAAAUGAAAAGUCGAUACAAGCACGUAAUACUCCAACAUCACGGGAAUGCAUUAAAGAUUUGAAAAAUCGCUUUCAAGCUGCCCUAGAGGAAAAUAAAGAAAAUCAAUCGCAUGCCAAUACGACAACCGCAUCCUCUAGUAAUUCUUUUUCAUUGACCCGACAAGCUCCUGAAUUGGAUUUGGGUAUACAGCUGAUAUGUUCCCUUAUCGAUGCGAAAAAAGUUAACGAAAAACAAAAAAAGAAAUUAAUACGUGAUAUAGUUAAACGUCUUACGCGUUUAGUUGAUGAGCAGUCAGCAGUGCAGGAGCAGAACUCAGAGAGGGGAGAUUCAACAUCAUCAAAUAAAUCAAAUGUGUAUGAUGCUGUUUAUUCUCGUCUGGGUAAUGGUUCAUUGCGAAGUAUUCAUGAAUUUCCCAACAAUAAUGGUAGAGCAUCAAAAGCUAGAGCUGAGGAAAGAUCAUUAGGUCUUAAAUCAUUGGACGGGAAUGGGUCCUACAACCAAUGUCUAUCCCAUAUGACUGUAAAUUCGACCAGUGAACAAGAUGAUAGUCGUGGCAAACCUCGCAACGACAAUGGCCGUGUUGUUCAACCUCAUACCGGGCAUAUGAAAAGCGAAAAUCACUCAACAAAGGCUAUGAAACAUAUCAGAGAUGUGCAAAGUGAACUAAUUACCGAAACAAAGGAUAGGGUACCAAAGCCAAUAGAAAUGGAAAAUUUAAUAUUGAAUAUUAAAACAACACGUUCAACACAGACAAGCAAUUCAUCUAAAAACAGUACUGAGAUGUCUAAAAAAUUGCCAAAGACAACAAAUUCAGCAAAAACCGCAUCCACAGCUUCGUCGGAAACAAAUGCCAGCAAAACAACCGGAACAACUUCAACCUCAUCUAGAUCAUCCCAUGAUUUACCCACACAAAAGACAGUGCGAAAAAACCCACCAAUUUCCACCUAUGACACAGAUGGCGAUCAGGCCACCAUGCGUGAAUGGCUUAAUCCGUUGACACAAUCCGAAAUUGAAUAUGAGGAAAAGAAACGAGAAGAAAGUAAAAAGAAGGCCGCCAAAGAAGCUCUUCUGAAACGGGAAAAAAGUCUCAAAAAAUCCAAACAACAACAUAGCAGUUGUGGGCGAGAGAAACAAUUAAAUUGGAUUGAAAGUGAAAUACAUCGUCUGGAGUGUUUGAAACAUUUAUUACUAAAAGAUCAACAACAUCAUUAUCAUGAUAAUACAUCUUCUGUUCUAAUCACACAACACACGGAUAAGCUGUAUGACUCGGUGUACUCGGAUAAAUCAUCUGUUUUAAGUGAAUCCGCCGAACGUUUGGUUAAGGAAAUUGAAGUAAUACUCGAAGAGACCAAUGAAGAUGUUUUGGAAUAUAAUAAUAAUCCGGCAAAAGGUGCGGUUGUCGAAAAUGAAUUUGAGUUGCACAUUAAUAUACAAAAAACUAAACACAAACAUAAGGAAGAAGAAAAUUAUGGACAUAAACAUGACGAGAAACCAAUACAAAGACAAAAAAUCGAUACACCUCCAAGUGCUGGAACAGCCGAUCACAGCCCAGCGGAAGGUGGAGAAAGUUUACGGGACAUGGUAAAGCAAAGAAAACAAGAAUUUAUGGCGUCGUAUAAAACUAAAAAACAAAAUCAUUAUGAUAUUUUAAAGCAACAACAAAAGGUUGAGGCUGGAUUUAAAUAUUUACCGAUUAAUUCAAAGGAAAGGCAGCAGGGUUAUUAUUCAGUUCCCCACACAAUGAAUAGGAGAUUUUCACCCACAGAAUAUGCUUAUCCACAAAGUGAUUUACCACCCACGCCACAGGAGAAAAGAAAUUCCUCCUCAGAAUCAUCGCAUGUGAUUUAUAGCACGGCAACAACCGGAGCAUUUCAAAAGCGACCCGAAUUACCAAAACCCUCAACAUCUGUCACCAACAGAAACAACACCACCACAACAACAACGGCAUCUUCGGCCUCUAUUUUUUGUAUGUCCUCCGAUUGUUCGGUACCAAUGGGUUCGAAAAAUUGUUCAUCCACCCCGACAACUACUCAUCAUUAUGAUGAUGUUGCCGCUGCUGUGGCUGGUUGUGCACAAACAUCCGACUCAUAUCAUGGUGAUAAACAUCAAUUACAACCCUAUAUCCGGAGACAAUGUCCCCAACCAUUAAAAGACGCUAUACAAACCGACAUAGUGAAAGCGGCUGCCAUACAAGUUAAACCCAAGGGUAUUGCAUAUGUUAUCGAAUUUGAAAAUACGAAAGAAAUGAAUAACAACAAUAACUGCUUAAAGAAUAAUGAUGACAAUCUUCAAAAAUCGACCUCGACAUUUACCACAAACAAUCUGAAAUGCAUGGAAAAAGAAGGUCCUCAAUUAACACUGCAAGAACAUUUGGAAAGAGGCAAACCGAGUUUCUUAAAACACAGCAAAGAACGCAAAGCCAUACUCAAUAAACUGCAAUCUAUGCGUCAGGAACGCGAUCGUCAAUUAAGGGAUAUUAUCGAUAAUACAAGUUUUAAUUCCCUGGAGCGACGUUUGAAAUAUCUACCACCGCCACCAAUGCAAAAGUUACGCAUUUUGAAAACCAAGGAAAUGAAGGCCUUAACCAACAAACGGGUUGCCUCUCUUCCCGAAGUUGUUGCCCGCAAACAACAAGAAUUAGAAGAGAAACGACGUCGUGGCAAUCGUAUUUUGCGUGACGUCUUUAAUUUGCGUCUACAAAAACGUGUACGCAGUGGAAAACUAUCGUUGAAUCAUAGCAAAGUUGUUGUAUGA